AUGGCGGGCAAAUCGAACAGGGGGAAGAAUCGCAAAGGGUCACAUCAAAGUGCUGCAAGUUCUUUAGAGCAGACACCAUCAUCUGAUGUUCCAUUGAAUAGUAGCUCGAAUGGUUCCGAUGCAAAUGGAACUGUCACUGCUACUGAUUCAACUAACAUGGACUCUGAGGUGAAGGACAAGCAAAAUGCAUCCAAUCAGACCCAGCGUAAGCAAGCUGACAUUCAACUUUAUCCUGUUUCUGUAAAGACACAAGGAGGCGAUAAGCUUGAGCUUCAAUUGAGCCCUGGAGAUUCUGUGAUGGAUGUGAGGCAAUUUCUUCUUGAUGCCCCUGAGACGUGUUAUUUUACUUGCUAUGAUUUGUUACUGCACACAAAGGAUGGUUCUGUUCAUCAUCUAGAAGAUUAUAAUGAAGUUUCUGAAGUUGCUGAUAUCACUUUUGGAAACUGCUUUCUGGAGAUGGUUGCUGCGUUAUAUGAUGAUAGAUCCGUCAGGGCUCAUGUUCAUCGCACAAGAGAGUUGCUUUCUCUUUCAACAUUGCAUUCUUCUCUGUCCACGAUGCUUGCACUACAACAUGAGACGGGGCAAAAAACAUCUGCAAGUCUAGGAGAUGCUGCAAAAGCUGAAGUGCGAGAACUUGACAAUUUGGGUUUUAUGGAGAACGUCUCUGCUUCACUUACUAAUUUGUUGUCAUUGCCUUCCAAAGAGAUCAAAUGUGUGGAGAGUAUUGUUUUCUCUUCGUUUAAUCCUCCUCCUGGCUACAGAAGGCUUUCUGGAGACUUGAUCUAUUUGGAUGUGUUGACCCUCGAAGGAAAUAAAUAUUGUGUAACCGGAACAACCAAGGGUUUUUAUGUAAACUCGAGCUCGGGGAACAUUUUAGAUCCAAGGCCAAACAAAACUGCUUCUGAAGCAACAACCCUUAUUGGACUUCUGCAGAAGAUUAGCCCCAAGUUCAAGAAAGCUUUUCGUGAAAUUUUGGAGCAGAAGGCCUCUGCACAUCCUUUUGAAAAUGUUCAGUCUCUGUUGCCACCUAAUUCAUGGCUUGGAUUGUAUCCUGUUCCUGAUCACAAACGUGAUGCAUCGAGGGCUGAAAAUUCUCUGACUCUUUCUUUUGGAAGUGAGCUGAUUGGCAUGCAGAGAGAUUGGAAUGAAGAGUUGCAGUCUUGUCGUGAGUUCCCACACACAACACCUCAGGAAAGGAUCUUAAGAGAUAGAGCUCUCUACAAAGUGACCUCUGACUUCGUUGAUGCUGCAACUAGUGGUGCCAUUGGAGUGAUUAGCAGAUGUAUUCCACCAAUCAAUCCAACUGAUCCAGAGUGCUUUCACAUGUAUGUUCACAACAAUAUAUUCUUUAGUUUUGCUGUUGAUGCGGACCUUGAGCAGUUGCCCAGAAAGCAAGCAUUGGCAGAUAACUCUAAGAUUGAGAACACUGCUCUUUCACAGAGUUUGUGUGAAAAGUCAAACAGCAAUGUGCCACAAGGUACAUCUAGCAUUUCUGAUGGGGAUGAAUCUGGUGUCCCCAAGGCAGAAAAUAGUAAUGGCGAAGAGGCGCUGUCUCCUGACAUGCCCGCUGAGGCUCAGUUAGCUGAAAGUGAGCAAGCCACAUAUGCAAGUGCAAAUAAUGAUUUGAAAGGCACCAAGGCAUACCAGGAAGCUGAUGUUCCUGGAUUGUACAAUCUUGCUAUGGCGAUUAUUGAUUACAGAGGUCAUAGAGUAGUAGCACAGAGUGUCUUGCCCGGCAUCCUUCAAGGGGAUAAAUCAGACUCCCUUUUGUAUGGUUCGGUUGACAAUGGCAAGAAAAUUUGCUGGAAUGAAGAUUUUCAUUCCAAGGUUGUGAAAGCUGCCAAACGUCUCCAUCUGAAAGAGCACACUGUCCUUGAUGGAUCUGGAAAUGUUUUCAAACUAGCUGCACCAGUGGAAUGCAAGGGCAUUGUUGGUAGUGAUGACAGGCACUAUCUCUUGGACUUGAUGAGAGUCACUCCUCGUGAUGCUAACUAUACUGGACCUGGUUCUAGAUUUUGUAUAUUGAGACCUGAAUUGAUAACCGCCUUUUGCCAUGCUGAAGCAGCUGAGAAGUCGAAGUCCACAUGUGAAUCAGAAAGGAAUGUUCCCCUUGCCACCGAUUCUUCAAAUGUGAAUAACGUCGACCUUGUAAAAGCUGUGGAAAAUGCUACAUCAGUAGGUUCUGAUACACAGUUUAUGAAUUUUCUUAGCUGUAGUCUCUUCAUAGGGGAGAAUGCAAGCUCUAACGCUCAGAAGGCUGAUGAGCUUGCCUAUCCAUGUGAAAAGCAGACAUCGCAAGAAUGUGAUUCUCAGUCUAGUAUUAAAGAUUCAACUGAAGAGAUGUUGUUCAAUCCUAAUGUCUUUACUGAAUUUAAGCUUGCUGGGAGUCAAGAGGAGAUAACAGCAGAUGAGGAAAACGUGAGGAGAGCAAGUUUGCAUGUGAAAGAUUUUGUGCUACCGAAAUUGAUACAAGAUCUUUGCAAGCUCGAAGUUUCACCUAUGGAUGGACAAACUUUAACUGAGGCACUCCAUGCUCAUGGGGUUAAUGUCCGAUAUAUUGGAAAAGUUGCUGAAGGGACCAAACAUUUACCUCACUUAUGGGAUCUUUGUUGCAAUGAGAUAGUUGUCAGAUCUGCAAAGCAUAUUCUUAAGGACAUCUUGAGGGAUACAGAGGAUCAUGAUCUUGGGAAUGCAAUUUCACAUUUUUUCAAUUGUUUGUUUGGAGAUGUACAAACUGUUUCUGUUAAAGGUGUUCCAAACAAUACACAUUCCAAAAAUUCAAAGAAGGCUCCAGGGAAGUCUUUCAAGGAACAAGCCAAGUAUAAAAAUGGAGAAUCCACAAGAAAGAAGCAAUCCUCAUACUUGAGUAUUACAUCUGAUAGUUUGUGGUCUGACAUCCAGGAGCUUGCACAAAUCAAAUACCAGUUUGACUUGCCAGAAGAUGCAAGAAUGCUGGUGAAGAAAAUUUCAGUUAUUAGGAACCUUUCCCAAAAGGUUGGAAUCACCAUUGCUGCUCGCAAGUAUGCUCUUGAUGCUGCAGCGCCUUUCCAGGUUUCAGAUAUUUUGGAUCUUCAACCAGUAAUAAAGCAUUCAAUUCCAGUUUGCUCCGAAGCUGAGGAUCUCAUAGAAACUGGAAAGGUUCAAUUAGCUGAGGGAAUGCUUAGUGAAGCCUACACACUGUUCUCUGAGGCAUUUACAAUCCUCCAGCAGGUCACUGGUCCAAUGCAUCGAGAGGUUGCUAACUGUUGUCGCUACCUGGCCAUGGUUCUAUAUCAUGCUGGAGAUAUGGCUGGAGCCAUAAUGCAACAACACAAGGAACUUAUCAUAAAUGAGCGCUGCUUAGGAUUGGACCACCCCGACACUGCGCACAGUUAUGGAAAUAUGGCUUUAUUCUACCAUGGUCUUAAUCAAACAGAACUUGCCCUGCGGCACAUGUCCCGGGCAUUACUUCUGUUAAGUUUGUCAUCCGGCCCAGACCACCCAGAUGUUGCUGCAACUUUUAUAAAUGUUGCAAUGAUGUAUCAAGAUAUUGGAAAGAUGGAUACAGCCCUUCGUUAUUUGCAAGAAGCCUUGAAAAAGAACGAAAGACUGCUGGGAGAGGAACACAUUCAAACUGCUGUGUGCUAUCAUGCUCUGGCAAUUGCAUUCAACUGUAUGGGCGCCUUCAAGCUCUCGCACCAGCAUGAGAAGAAAACAUAUGAUAUUCUCGUUAAACAACUUGGAGAAGAUGACUCUAGGACGCAGGAUUCUCAAAACUGGAUGAAAACAUUUAAGACGCGCGAGAUGCAGAUGAAUGCACAUAAGCAGAAAGGUCAAGCUUUGAAUGCUGCUUCUACUCAAAAGGCCAUCGAUAUUUUAAAGGCUCAUCCUGAUCUAAUACAUGCUUUUCAAGCCGCUGCUGCUGCUGGAGGAUCCGGUACUUCUGGUGCUGCUUUAAACAAACCGGUCCACACCAGUAUUGGUAGUGAAGCACUUCCCCGAGGACGGGGUGUAGAUGAAAGAGCAGCUCGAGCUGCUGCAGAGGUUCGAAAGAAAGCUGCUGCAAGGGGUCUUUUGAUCCGACCACAUGGUGUUCCUGUCCAAGCUUUACCACCCCUUACCCAGCUUCUUAAUAUCAUAAACUCUGGAAUGACACCUGAUGGUGUGAACAACGAGGUUACUGAUGGAGAGAAAAAGGAAUCAAAUGGACAUGCUUCAAAUGAACCACACGUUCCCGAAGAGGACCUAUCCAAACCCGUUCAACAGGAUCAGACUCCAGUUGGACUGGGCUCCGGCUUGGCUGCAUUGGAUGCCAAAAAGCAGAAAACAAAAGCCAAAGCCACGUCUGAAGCUUGA
This is a messenger RNA of Fraxinus pennsylvanica, 4335 nucleotides long. The record is from the annotation of a GenBank genome assembly. NCBI's taxonomy places the organism in Eukaryota, Viridiplantae, Streptophyta, Magnoliopsida, Lamiales, Oleaceae.